ACCGGCGACCCGGCCCGUGGAGCCGGCGCGGGCGGGCUGCUGAGGUGGCUGUCGCCGGCUCCGAGCUGCGGCUUCCCUGGCCGAGCCCCCGAUGGAGGCCGAGGCCGCGGACGCUCCCCCGGGCGGGGUUGAGUCGGCGCUCAGCUGCUUCUCUUUCAACCAGGACUGCACAUCCCUAGCAAUUGGAACUAAAGCCGGGUAUAAGCUGUUUUCUCUGAGUUCUGUGGAGCAGCUGGAUCAAGUCCACGGAAGCAAUGAAAUCCCGGACGUCUACAUCGUGGAGCGCCUCUUCUCCAGCAGCCUGGUGGUGGUAGUCAGUCACACAAAACCACGGCAGAUGAACGUGUAUCACUUCAAGAAAGGCACAGAGAUCUGUAAUUACAGCUACUCCAGCAACAUCUUGUCCAUAAGGCUGAACCGGCAAAGGCUGCUGGUUUGCCUAGAAGAGUCCAUUUAUAUUCACAACAUUAAAGACAUGAAGCUGUUGAAGACCCUCCUGGAUAUUCCUGCAAACCCAACAGGUCUAUGUGCUCUCUCUAUCAACCAUUCCAAUUCUUACUUGGCCUAUCCUGGAAGCCUGACUUCAGGGGAGAUUGUGCUUUAUGAUGGAAACUCCCUGAAAACGGUCUGCACUAUUGCUGCCCAUGAGGGGACACUAGCUGCCAUCACCUUCAAUGCCUCAGGCUCCAAACUAGCAAGUGCGUCUGAAAAAGGCACAGUCAUCCGGGUGUUCUCUGUCCCUGAUGGGCAAAAGCUCUAUGAGUUCCGGAGAGGGAUGAAAAGGUAUGUGACAAUCAGCUCUCUAGUGUUCAGUAUGGACUCACAAUUCCUCUGCGCCUCCAGUAACACCGAGACGGUACACAUCUUCAAGCUGGAACAAGUCACCAACAGUCGACCAGAAGAGCCUUCGACCUGGAGUGGCUACAUGGGAAAGAUGUUCAUGGCUGCUACCAACUACCUCCCCACCCAGGUGUCAGACAUGAUGCAUCAGGACAGGGCUUUUGCCACCGCACGCUUGAACUUCUCCGGACAGAGGAACAUCUGUACCCUCUCAACGAUCCAGAAAUUGCCACGGCUGCUAGUUGCAUCAUCCAAUGGACACCUUUAUAUCUACAAUUUGGAUCCUCAGGAUGGAGGAGAGUGUGUCUUAAUCAAAACCCACAGCUUGCUUGGCUUAGGAACAACAGAAGAGAAUAAAGAAAAUGACCUCAGACCUUCCUUACCUCAGUCUUAUGCAGCAACCGUAGCCAGACCAAGUGCAUCUUCAGCCUCCACAGUGCCAGGUUAUUCCGAGGACGGCGGGGCGCUGCGAGGAGAAGUUAUUCCUGAACAUGAGUUUGCGACGGGACCAGUGUGUCUUGAUGAUGAGAAUGAGUUUCCUCCUAUAAUCUUGUGCCGUGGAAAUCAGAAGGGCAAAACGAAGCAAUCAUGAUGAGAAGCACACCUCAGAAAUCAGGACAUCCCCCCUAUCAGGUGGUUUUGGAGAAAACAAGGAAGGUGGAAGAAUGGAGUGCAAUUGUGUGAGCAGAAAGGGGGGACAGGAAUCCCAGGUGCUGCACUGCUUAAACCACAGGACCUGGUUAACUCCUCACCAAGCUUCCCGCGACCCUGGUUGCCAAUGGGCGCGGGAGACAUUGUAUACACGUCAUGCUAUUUAAAAUAUGUUCAAACCAUAGUGUAAAUGCUAAUUAACCAUAUUGGUAUAUAACCGGAAUUUUAUAUUAAAAGGGGCCUCCUUUUUAAAUAUAUGCCGUGUAAAAAAUGUACUUAUAGGAACAUCUCUUUGAAUUGUAUUUCUUGUAUAUUACAUACUUAGAGAGAGAGACUAUUUUAGCCAGGCAAAGUCUUUUUUGGCUGUGACUGGAAUAAAUCAUUUAUUACUUGGGAGUCCCAUUUUGGACACUAAUAAUAAAAUCAUGGCAAUGCA
This is a messenger RNA of Nomascus leucogenys (northern white-cheeked gibbon), 1927 nucleotides long. RefSeq names its product WD repeat domain, phosphoinositide interacting 1 (gene WIPI1). Gene Ontology annotation, biological process: protein lipidation; protein localization to phagophore assembly site; nucleophagy. Lineage: Eukaryota; Metazoa; Chordata; Mammalia; Primates; Hylobatidae. Gene Ontology annotation, cellular component: phagophore assembly site membrane; extrinsic component of membrane; cytosol. Gene Ontology annotation, molecular function: phosphatidylinositol-3,5-bisphosphate binding; protein binding; phosphatidylinositol-3-phosphate binding. The record is from RefSeq and is a predicted model, not a curated record.